AUGUCUCAACCUUCUGUCUCAACUCACAGCAAGCGCACCAAAGAGCAAUCGAACCCUAAGAGUAAUUAUACUGAUAUGGAUCUUUCUGAAGUUAUUACUGAUGUUGUUCCUCUCUUUAUGGUUCCUGGGCAUGCCACAUCUAUAAGGAAGCCUAGAACAACUACUUCGAGAAAGGGCAAGCCCUUUAAAAGACAUGUUGAUAAAAAUAUUCAUGUGUUGAUCUUUCAAGUUUUAGGUAUUGAACCUAAGACUGGUGUUGUGUCAGAUGUCUCCACAUCCUUGGCCCAACCUGAUAACCCCACUGAAACCCCUCUGGAUAAAUUUGAUGAAAAUGUUUCUACUCAAUCCCUUGAAAAAUCAGAAGAAAAAGAUGGUUCUGAUGGUAUGUCUGGUGAUUUAUCUGAUAAAGAAGAAAACUCUAUAGAGAAGAAGGAUCAAUCUACAGACAUUGUGAAUGUAGAUGAUCUGGACUCUGAUGAUGAGCCCAUUGGUAAAAGAUUGGAUCUAGGAAUAGCUAAAAGGUUAAAUAACAGAAAAGAUAUUGUGUCUGCUACAAGAAAGCAAGCUUAUGGGAAGAAGAUUCCAACAAAUAUUCCUGAAGUUCUAAUUGACAACAUCUCCUUUCACUCUGUGGAGAAUGUAGAAAAGUGGAAAUUUAUCUACCAAAGAAGACUAGUGCUGGAAAGAGAGAUUGGAAAAGUUGCUUUUGAGGGCAAAGAAGAAUGUGACAACAAUAGGAGUACGAAGUUUAGAAAGGUGUAUGUACGAGGAAGGUGUGUGGACUUUUCUCCUGAAAUCAUAAAUAGGUUUUUGGGCAGAAAUGAAGAAGAACAAGAUGAAGUGAAAGUUUCUGACAAUGUCAUUUUCAGAGAAAUUACGGCAAAGUCGUUCGUAGGGAAACAUGUUCCAGAUAUUGUCAUGACAUCUGGACAGAAACCUACCAGUUCCACUACUAAGACUGGAAUCCUUGCUGAACUAAAAGACACCUGCAAAACCUUGGAUGAUACUAUCAAAGUGUGUAUUGACAGGAAGGGCAGACUUGAGAUCUUGAUCAAGGAUUUAUUUGAAGAAGGGGCUAAGGGAAAUCUGGAAGGGGAUAAUGUGGAUGCAGAAGAUGCUAAAAGUGCUAAUACUAGUAAUGAUGAAGAGACAUCCAGUAGUGAUGAAGACUGA
Lathyrus oleraceus (garden pea) is the source of this 1173-nucleotide messenger RNA. RefSeq lists its product as uncharacterized. Bases 1 to 1173 code for a protein of 390 amino acids. The transcript has 5 exons. Lineage: Eukaryota; Viridiplantae; Streptophyta; Magnoliopsida; Fabales; Fabaceae. The record is from RefSeq and is a predicted model, not a curated record.